AGACAUGAAUAAAUGUUGAAAUUCUUCAGUCAAGAUGUUGAUCCAGGCUAUUUUUGUGUCACUCCUCACAACCCAAGUUUUGAGUUACGGAUCAGAUAACCGUAUUGUCUAUUCUUUCACUGCAAGUGCAAAUCAAUUUCCACAUCAGGUAUCACUAGCUCGUUCAAAUAUCUGGGGUGUACCAGAUCAAUUAGAACAACGUUCAUAUUGUGGUGGUUCAAUUAUCAACAACAGUUGGAUUCUAACAGCAGCUUAUUGUGUUUAUGGAAUUCCAACAACAUCAGCAAGUAGAAUUAUCAUUCUUGCUGGAAAACAUAAUCUUACUGAUACAUUUGAGCCUCAUCAACAAAGUCGUUUAGCCAGUCGUAUACAUAUUCAUCCUUCUUAUCCAGGACAAAAUGCUCAACAUGAUAUUGCUCUUAUUAAAUUAAGUGAACCACUUGUUUUUGAUGCAUAUGUUAAACCAGUUGUUCUUCCAAAUUUAAAUGCAAAUCACAGUGGUGAAGGAUACAUCAGUGGUUGGGGUUCAACUUCAAAAACCGAGAUAGAAAUUAUGCCAAAUAUUUUGCAUUAUGAUCAUGUUCCACUGGUAGCUUAUGAUGUAUGUCGAAAUACAAUGAAACAAAUGGGCAUACAUUUGGAAAUAUUUUCUACACAAUUAUGUACUGGACCACGUGGUGGAAUUAUUUCAACAUGUAUUGGUGAUUCUGGUGGUCCACUUGUUACAAAUUAUCUUACAAAUGGUAAAUAUGAACAAAUUGGUAUUGUUUCUUGGGGUCUUUAUCCAUGUGGUAUCAGUGAAAUAUCAUCUGUUUAUACACGUGUUAGUUAUUAUGUUUCUUGGAUCAAUCAAAUAAUGUCAACAUACUAAAUUACUAAAAUAUAUAAAAGCUCAAUAUGUUAAUUCAAUUAUUAUAUAUGAUACCUUUUUUUUUAUAUCAAAUUUUAAUGUCUUAACAUGUGUAAUGAUUUUUUGUUUUAUUAUGAUGUAAAAUUAAAUUGUUUUGAUGAUUAAUU
Messenger RNA from Aphidius gifuensis, 1017 nucleotides. RefSeq names its product trypsin-like. Bases 35 to 871 code for a protein of 278 amino acids. Gene Ontology annotation, biological process: proteolysis. Gene Ontology annotation, molecular function: serine-type endopeptidase activity. The transcript has 3 exons. NCBI's taxonomy places the organism in Eukaryota, Metazoa, Arthropoda, Insecta, Hymenoptera, Braconidae. The record is from RefSeq and is a predicted model, not a curated record.